AUGAGCAUCCUCUCAGCUCUUCGCCACACUUCGCAGCACGGGUCGCUUCUCCCGCGCCGCUUCUUCUCGAUCCCCAGCUCUCGCCCACUUGCGCUCGUGGUCGCCCGGCACAAGCUAGCGCCAGAAGCACCGGACCGCUUUUACUUCCACUACAGCAACCCGAUCGACUGGCCCCUUGUGCUCCAAGACGAGCUGGGACUCCCACGGACCCCGAAGGUCCUCAGCGUCUUUAGCUCGUUCAGUGGCGAGUCGGAUCCGGGCGUCCCAGCGACCUUCAACAUUUCGUACGACAAGCUCAUGGACACCAAGGCGUACUUUCAGGAACAGGAAAGACGCUACAACGAGCUCAUGGCUGCUUUCAAGAAGAACGGCCAGAUUCGUGAUGCACACAUCAAGGCUCGCGAUGCAGAGAUGGCAAUCCUUUUGAGAGAUGCAAAGGACUUGCGCGAGAGAUGGGCAGCGCUCGAGCACGAGCGCGAUCUCGACGAGCUCGGCGACUUUGCCGUUCGAUACUGCGAGUUUAAGAUCGCCUCGCAGCCACGUGCGCCGACGGUGAGCGCAGGGAAGAAACGCAAGUCGAAGAAGAGCAAGAAGUCAUCGAAGCACGCCAACGGUCACUCUCUGGUACCUACUGUGCGUCCAAGCAACGAAUGGGUCUUUCGUCCCUACCGCUACACGAAGCUCUGCGAGAUCAUCGCCAAGCUGACACCAGAUGAUUUUCCGGAUCAACCCGACGCCAAGCUCGUCUUUCAAGCAGGGCUCGAGGAGUUUGAGCGCUUUGCCACCGAGGCUCAGAAGCGAUUCUCGCUGCUUUAAAAGGUCCAACGAGGCGCAUUUACG
This is a messenger RNA of Saprolegnia parasitica CBS 223.65, 840 nucleotides long. RefSeq lists its product as hypothetical. The transcript has a single exon. The record is from RefSeq and is a predicted model, not a curated record. NCBI's taxonomy places the organism in Eukaryota, Oomycota, Saprolegniomycetes, Saprolegniales, Saprolegniaceae. The coding region runs from base 1 to 816 and encodes 271 amino acids.